GGCUGCCAUGCAGCUGCCUCUCGCUGCGCCCCGGUGAGAGAGCCAAGGGGGCCGGGGGGGCCCUGCCAGGACCUCCUUCUCCGCCCGCGCAGGAGCUUCGCCGUCGAUGGAGCCGCUGUCCGGAGGAUCCGCCGCCGUCUCCACUCAGCUGGGAGCUGCCCCGGGGCGGGACUGUGGCUCCUCCUCCUCUUCCUCUUCCUCCUCGUCUUCUUCGUCGCCGCACUCGAAGCCGGAGCUGGUCCAGCCCUACUCUGCUUCUUCUUCUUCCUCUUCCUCUUCUUCCUCGCCCUUGAAGCCCAACCAGGUGGGGGAGACGUCCCUGUACGGGGUGCCCAUCGUGUCGCUGGUGAUCGACGGGCAGGAGCGCCUCUGCCUGGCGCAGAUCUCCAACACGCUGCUCAAGAGCUACAGCUACAAUGAGAUCCACAACCGUCGCGUGGCGCUGGGCAUCACGUGCGUGCAGUGCACCCCGGUGCAGCUGGAGAUCCUUCGGCGGGCGGGGGCCAUGCCCAUCUCCUCGCGGCGGUGCGGCAUGAUCACCAAGCGCGAGGCCGAGCGGCUCUGCAAGUCCUUCCUGGGCGAGCACCGCCCGCCCAAGCUGCCGGAGAACUUCGCCUUCGACGUGGCCCACGAGUGCGCCUGGGGCUCGCGGGGCAGCUUCAUCCCGGCCCGCUACAACAGCUCCCGCGCCAAGUGCAUCAAGUGCGGCUACUGCAGCCUCUACUUCAGCCCCAACAAGUUCAUCUUCCACUCGCACCGCCUCCCCGACGCCAAGUACACGCAGCCCGACGCGGCCAACUUCAACUCCUGGCGGAGGCACCUGCGGCUCAGCGACAAGGGCGCCGACGACGAGCUCAGCCACGCCUGGGAGGACGUCAAGGCCAUGUUCAACGGCGGGACGCGCAAGCGCACCUUCUCCCUGCACGGCGGCGGCGGGGGCUCCUCCUCCCUCUCCAAGGGCAGCCCCGCGUCCUCCUCCUCUUCCUCCUCCGCCUCUUCCUCCGACCUCCCUCCGGUCAGUAAGGCCCUCCGCUGCGGCCCCGAGCAGCCCGCCUUGGCCUUGUCCGCCCCGCACGGAGCCGGCCCCUCGCCCAGCGCGGUGCGCAGCUACCCCGUCAUCCCGGUGCCCAGCAAAGGCUUCGGCCUGCUCCAGAAGCUGCCCCCGCCGCUCUUCCCGCCCCCUUACGCCUUCCCCGCCUUCGGACUUUGCCCCAAGAAGCAAGACGACGCCUUGGGAGGGAACGGAGGGGGAAACGGAGCGGAGCCCGGCAAAGCGCUGCCUCCGGGGAUGUUUUGGGGGCCUCCGCAGCAGCAGCAGCCGCCCCUGCAGCCCCCCAAAGAGAGUAACAACGGGGGAGGCGGAGGAGGAGGGGUCUACCCGCCCUUCCCGAUGUUCUGGCCCGCUUCGGGGAGCCUCCCGGUGCCGCCCUACCCGCAGCAACAGAGCCAAGCCAAGGCCGCCGCUGCUACUGCUGUUGUGGUGGCGGCGGCGGCGGCGGCGGCGGCGGCAGCGGCGGAGCCUUUGGGGUUGAGGGGAGGGCAAUUGCCGCCUCAUAUGGGAGCGGAUCCCCCCUCAGGAGGAGAAGGAAGAGGAGGGGGAGGAGGCACCCCGCACGAGGCCUCGGCGCCCGAAGGAGAGCGCUGCCCCAGCGCCAACGCCGCCGCCGAGAGCGAGGAACGCGGGGCCACCGUCUCCGUCGAGGAGGCCCUGCUCCUGCCCCUUCCACUCCCGCGCAAAGGGAGCUACCUCUCCGCCUUCCGCCCCGUCGUGAAGGACGCCGAGAGCAUCGCCAAGCUCUACGGGAGCGCCCGGGAGGCCUACGGAGGAGGAGGAGGAGGAGGACACAACGGGGGAGGAGGGCCGCCCCCGCGGGGAUACCUCUCGCCUGACUUCCUCAGCGAGGAAGGCAGCGCCAGCUAUCGCUCCCUCUCGCCGGGCAACGAGGCCCUGGACCCGGAGGAGGAGGAGGAGGAAGAGGAUGAAGAGGAGCCCGACGUGGACGUGGAAGGGCAUCGCUUCGCCGAGGAAGAGGAGGAAGGCGAGGAGCGGGAGCAGGACGGAGAGGCCCCGGAGGAAGAGCGGAGGGAGGAGAGGGAGCCCACCCCCACGCCAGCCCAGCCCCCCGAGGAAAAGGGCGCCGCUGCUGCUUCUGCAGAGCCCGACGGGAAGGCCAUCGCCGUCGUCGAAGAAGGGAGGCAGAGUCGCGGAGGCUACGAGCAAGUGUUCCCACCCCAAACCCGUGAAGACCCUCCUCCGGCCCUCAAAGCCAGCCUUGCCUUGCCUUCUGGACCCGGUGCCGCCUACCUCCGCAGUCCCGACAGGAACGGUGAGGAGUCGCUCAGCAUCGACGUCAUCGCCGGGACCCAGCUGGGCGAGAAAGACUUCGGGAACAUGGCCAGAGAUGAGUUGCAAAAACUCCUCCUGGAGCAGAUGGAACUCAGGAAGAAACUGGAGCGGGAAUUCCAAAGCCUCAAAGACAACUUCCAAGACCAGAUGAAGCGGGAGCUGGCCUACCGGGAAGAGAUGGUGCAGCAGCUGCAGAUCGUGAGGGAUACGCUGUGCAAUGAACUGGACCAAGAGCGGAAGGCCCGCUAUGCCAUUCAACAGAAGCUAAAAGAGGCACAUGAUGCACUGCACCACUUCUCCUGCAAGAUGCUGACCCCACGGCACUGCACCGGGACCUGCUCCUUCAAGCCCCCGCUGCUGCCCCAGUGAAUGGAAGGCCCCCAUCAGACUGACAUUUCCCCCUCUAAACGCCCGCCAGACCCACCUGAACAGGAGGAGGAGGAGGAAAAGAACCUUGUAAAUAAGCCAAACCAAGGGGGGAAUCCAGAGUGAGACCUCUCCCCCUCAUUCCCGGAGCUGUGUAAAUAAAGACAAAGGACCCUUUGGACUGGAAAUGGGGGCUCCGGGGGUCCUGAGUGGCGAUGUGCAAUGGAUAUAGAACCGUACUGUGAGUCCCCCCUCUUCUUAUUCCUUUUGGUUUCUUUCAAUUUGGUUAUUUAUUUAUUUAUUUAUUUAUUUAUUUAUGGAAGGUUUUCUUUCUUCUGUAUAUUUAUUGGCCCCACUCCUUCCUUGUAAACUGUGGAUGUCGAACAGCACUUUAAAACGGGAAAGAAGAGCCGCUUUCCCGGAGCAAGACCCUCGAAGGGGGCAAAGGAGCUCCCUUAAGGUGAAAGAACAGUCCAUCCCCUCCAUCCAUCCAUCCCUCCCUUCACCUUUGUGGUCGUUGUUCCUGGAGAAAAAAAAAAACCUCCUUCUGUCAAGUGACUGACCUCCUCGUUUGGUUUUCCUGGUUUUUCUUUCCAAUUCGUUCUUAUUUAAUAAAAAGCCGACUUUUAAACAAAA
Messenger RNA from Anolis sagrei ordinatus, 3349 nucleotides. It is a transcript of the gene SKOR1, whose product is annotated as SKI family transcriptional corepressor 1. The record is from RefSeq and is a predicted model, not a curated record. Gene Ontology annotation, molecular function: RNA polymerase II cis-regulatory region sequence-specific DNA binding; SMAD binding; DNA-binding transcription factor activity, RNA polymerase II-specific. Gene Ontology annotation, cellular component: transcription regulator complex; nucleus. Lineage: Eukaryota; Metazoa; Chordata; Lepidosauria; Squamata; Anolidae. Gene Ontology annotation, biological process: negative regulation of BMP signaling pathway; negative regulation of transcription by RNA polymerase II.